Effrenium voratum is the source of this 1284-nucleotide messenger RNA. NCBI's taxonomy places the organism in Eukaryota, Dinophyceae, Suessiales, Symbiodiniaceae. The record is from the annotation of a GenBank genome assembly.
AUGGAGCAGCUGGCGGCGGGGCACUUGUCGCCCUUCAACGACGGCCAGGGCGCCUUUGCGCAGUUCGACCCCUCCAAGGAGCUGGGCGCCUGCCCUCCCUUGGGCUACUGGGACCCCUUCGGCAUGAUGGCCUUCCAGGAUGAGCAGAAGUUCCGGAAGAACCGGGAGCUGGAGCUGAAGCACGGCCGGAUCUGCAUGGUGGCCACCAUCGGUAUGAUCGUGCCGGACCUCUUCGGCCGCUUCGGUGGCUACCUCUCGCCCUCCAUGAACCUGAAGUUCUCGGACAUCCCCUGCACAAUCGAGGCCAUCUACAAGGUGCCGGCGGCCGGGUGGCUGCAGGUCUUCGCGCUGGCCGGGGCGCUGGAGGCGAAGAAUUUGGCCUUCCCCACCAACUACGGGUACCCGCCCUUCUGGGGCCAGAUCAACACCCUCUCCGCCGAGGAGAAGAAGAAGAAGCUUCUGGCCGAGAUCAACAACGGGCGCUUGGCGAUGAUGGCCAUGGCCGCCAUCGUGGCGCAGAACGGCGCCACGGGCCAGAGCCUGGUGGAGCAGUUCACCACAGGCAAUCUGAACCCCUUCGUCGGCGGCUACGCCCAGCAGGAGCAGGGCGACCGAAUUGCCAUGCGCGCCAACUCGGAGGCUCUUCCCUGGGCCCCGGUGCCUGAGAACCUGACCAACAACAUCAUCGGGCCCUACGUGGGCGAUGCCGGCUUCGACCCGGCGGGCUUCGCCAAGAACACGCGGCUGCUUCCGUGGUAUCGCGAGGCGGAGCUCGCCCAUGGCCGGGUCUGCAUGUUGGCGGUCCUGGGCUAUACCGUGCAGACCUCCGGCGCUAAGUGGGAGCCCUUCAUCACCCGCUACCCCACAGACUCCGCGGACCCUUUGAAGGCCGCCACCCAGGUGCCCAUCAUCGGCUGGCUGCAGAUCCUCACCGUCAUCGCCUUGUCGGAGCUUUGGCGCUACGAGAACGUGAUCUCCAAGUACAGUGAGGGCGUGGCGCCCGGGGACUUGGGCUGGAACCCCGUGGCCCCCGCGGGGUCCAAGCGGCCCAAGUGGUUCGGCCCAACCUUCGAGGCCAAGUACACCGCCGAGGCGGCGGGGAGGUGGCGGGAAGGCGGCGGAAGGUACGGCGGGGAGAAAAGGCGAGCAAACCAGCAGGUUUCGGGGGGGGAAGGUGGUGGGGGGGGGGGGGAGUUGGGGGGGGGGGGCGAGGGGUGUUUUUUGGUUUGUUUUGUUUUUUUGGGGGGGGGUUUGGCCGGUGUGGGCACGUGCGUCGAAACGUGA